GUGUGUUCUGUGUGCACUGUCCCGCAGGUGUUGGUUCUGGAGGCGCGGGGGCGGAUCGGGGGGCGUGUCUGGGAUGAGGUGUCGCUAGGGGUUACAGUCGGCCGCGGCGCCCAGAUCAUCAACGGCUGCGUCAACAACCCCAUCGCCCUGAUGUGUGAACAGUCGUCUCUGCAGAUGCACACUCUGGGCGUGCGCUGUGAGCUGCUGCAGGAGGGUGGACGCGUCACUGACUCUGCUCUGGACAAGCGCAUGGACUUCCACUUCAAUGCGGUUCUGGACGCCGUCUCUGAUUGGAGGAAAGACAAGCCGCAGUCCCAGGAUGCACCACUGGGGGAGAAGAUCCAGGAGGUGUAUAAGGUGUUCCUGCAGGAGUCCGGUCUUCAGUUCACUGAGCUGGAGGAGAAGGUGCUGCACUUCCACCUCAGCAACCUGGAGUACGCCUGCGGGAGCACGCUCGACCAGUUCUCUGGUGAUCACGCACUGCUGACUGACGGAUACUCGGCCGUCCUGGACAAACUGGCUCAGGGACUCGACAUCCGGCUCAAUACUGCAGUCCAGCGUGUGGAUUAUUCUGGAGAGGCAGUGAAGGUCUGGUCCUCCUGCGGCUCACACUGGACGGCACACAAGGUGUUGGUGACAGUGCCGCUCGCUCUGCUCCAGAAGAACAGCAUCUCCUUCACUCCUGCUCUGCCAGAGCGCAAGCUGAAGGCCAUCCACAGCCUGGGUGCAGGAGUCAUCGAGAAGGUGGCUCUGCAGUUCUCCAGACGCUUCUGGGACAGUAAAGUGCAGGGAGCUGAUUAUUUCGGCCGUGUUCCUCCGUGUCCAGAGAAGAGAGGCCUGUUCAGUGUGUUCUACGACAUGCGUCCUCAGGGUGAGGAGUGUGUGCUCAUGACUGUGGUCACAGGUGAGGCUCUGGCGCUGAUCCGGGAUCUGCAGGACUCACAGGUGGUGGAUCUGUGCAUGCAGGUGCUGCGGGAGCUGUUUCCAGAACAGGAUGUACCGGAUCCACUUAGGCACUUUGUGACACGCUGGAGCUCUGACCCAUGGUCCCACAUGGCCUACAGCUUCGUGAAGACCGGCGGCAGCGGCGAGGCCUACGACAUCAUGGCAGAGGACGUCCAGCGGAAACUGUUCUUUGCUGGCGAGGUGUGUGUGUGUGUGUGUUUGUUUGUGUGUGUGUGUGUGUUUGUUUUUCAUCAGUUCUCCUCCAAUCAGAUGUGCAGUAAUUCUUAA
Danio rerio (zebrafish) is the source of this 1233-nucleotide messenger RNA. The record is from RefSeq and is a predicted model, not a curated record. NCBI's taxonomy places the organism in Eukaryota, Metazoa, Chordata, Actinopteri, Cypriniformes, Danionidae.